ACCCACCCCUGGUGGUGAAGGACCUGUACGAGGACAUUAAGGACGGCGUGAUGCUCUUAGCUCUUCUGGAAGUUUUGUCUGGUCACAAACUGCCUUGCGAGCAGGGCCGCAAGCUCAGAAGGAUCCACUGGCUGGCUAACGUGGGAACGGCGCUGAACUUCCUCGAGGGCAGGAGGUCUGUGUACAGAGGAUCUCCGAUCAAACUGGUUAACAUCAACACCACAGAUGUUGUAAACGGCAGACCCUCCAUCAUCCUGGGCUUGAUAUGGACCAUCAUAUUAUAUUUCCAGAUUGAGGAACUCACCAGCACGCUACCACCUCAGAACGUUCAGACCAGCAGCACGUCCUCGGUGGACAGCUCCAACAGCACAGAGCCGACCAGUCCGCCUGUCAAACGCAAGCCCCGCCUCUCAUUCCAGGGAGGAGCCAAGAAGGCUCUGCUAAAAUGGGUUCAGAAAACGGCUACCAAGAGACUAGGUCUGGAAGUCAGGGAUUUUGGUCCAAGCUGGCGUUCCGGCGUAGCGUUCCACGCAGUCAUCUUUGCCCUGCGUCCCCAGCUUGUGGACAUGGAGCGCGUGUGGAACCAAACAAACAGAGACAACCUGGAGGAGGCAUUCUCACUGGCCGAGAGAGAGCUGGGCAUCCCGCGCCUGCUCGACCCUGAGGACGUGGAUGUUGACAAACCAGACGAAAAGUCCAUCAUGACGUAUGUGGCUCAGUUCCUGAAGCAUCAUCCGGAGUCUGCGGAGACGGACAGCGUCAGACGUGAGGAGGAGUUUGGCUUUGCACCCCCCGUCUUUGGAGAAAUGUCAGAGCGUGAACAGAGGAGUGUUCUGAGGGAGCUGAAGGUUUGGGCUGAUCAGAUGGACAGGGACUGUGCUGAGGCUCAGACAGACGCCGGGGAUCUCAGUCAGCGGUAUCAGGUCUUUAAGCAUUAUCGUGUGCAGUGUGAGGUGAGGAGGAGACAAGUGGAGUCCUGCAUUCAGUCCACUCAGAAGGACGGCAUGCUGACUUCAGACCAAGCGCUGGUUAAACAGGCUUGGGAGAGACUAUGUGCUAGGCUCCUGGAGUGGCAUAUACAGCUGGAUGGCGGGUUGCCAGAUCCUCUGGGUACUGUAGGUGUGUGGUUGCAUCAGGCAGAGAAGAUCCUCCAAGAGGACCUGCUUCCCCAACAGAGCCACGAGGAGACCGCCAACGUCAUUCACCGUACACGGCAGCUCCAUCAGGAGAUCCUCGGUCUCGUCGAAACGCACCAGCAGACGUUCCAGUCUGUCCACAGGGACCGGAGCGUCGGCGGCGUUGCCGUACCGGCCGAGCAGCUCCAAGACAUGGCAGAGAGAUUAAACUACGUAUCUACCUCCUCACACGUCCAUCUGAGCAAACUGGAAUUCUGGGAGUCGAGGUACCGCAUGCUGGACUUCCUGUCGCUGGGUGAAUCCAAGCUGAAAUCCUGGAUAAUUAAAUAUGGGCGAAGGGAAACCACCGAGCUGUUGCUCCAGAGCUACGUGACGUUUGUCGAAGGCGAACACUUCUUCCAAAAGUACGACUCCGUCUACGAGGCUCUAAAGCGGGCUGCCGUGCUUUACAUAAGCGCCGACUCUUCAGUCGAGAAGAGUGUGAAGCGCUUCCUGAGGGACGUGGCCGAUCAGUGGAGGAGUCUGUCGGUGGAGGUGCGCAGCGUCAGGUCCAUGCUGGAGGAGGUUCGGGGGAACUGGGAGAAGUACAGCAGCUGUGUGGAGUCUCUGCAGGCCUGGCUGGAGGACGCGGAAGCAGCGCUGAGACAGCCAGAGAACGCUAAACGAGAGUUCUUCAGGACUCUUCCACACUGGAUGGAGAAUCACGCCGGCAUGAACGCGGCAGGAAAUUUCCUCAUCGAGACGUGUGAUGAAACAGUGGCUCGUGACCUGAAGCACCAGCUGCUGCUACUCAACGGGAGAUGGAGAGAUUUAUUCAGUAAAGCCAAACAGUACGCUUGUGUUCACGAGACUCAGACUCACAGCGAGGCAGAGCUGCAGGAAGCCGUUGCUGUGCUCCGAGACUUUUUGGAAACUUCUACAUCCAAACUGACCUCACCUGUCCAGGUGUCACUGCCAGACGUCAGAACGUUUAUGAGGAACGUUCAGGAGAUCAAACAAAGACUUCCAGCGAUGGAGGUGAGAUACAAAACAGCCGCUCGCACGGCUCAGCUCUGGAUCAGAGACUCCAGCGGUGCGGAUGGAAAGCAAGUCCUCGUUACCAUGGCGUCCAUCAAAGGACAGCUAUACAAGAUGAAGGAGAAAUGUCCUUUGGUGCUGCGAGAGUGUCACACUGUGCUUCCCGUGUUAGAAGAGCUAGAAGGUCAAAUCUCAGCCUUCUAUCAGAUAGCGGAUCACGCAGGUCACAUCAUCGCUCAGCAGCACGACCAGCAUCGAAACCAGGAGUUGCUGUCACAGCAGCAGAGCUGUAAGAGGUGUGUGUGUGCAGUGGAGCGUAGUUACCUGGCCCUCCAGAGGGCGCUCUGCUGCACCAAGACUCUCUACAACUUUGACGCGUCUCUCCUGCAGAACAGAGUCACCGAGCUUCAGACCACCGCCCAGGCCCUGAUGCAGGAGGCGUUGGAGUGGAGGAGGGUUGCAGAGGCAAACGGUAACCUGACACGCCGCUUCGAGGAGACUCGCUCUGAGCUGGAGAAGACGCUGAGGGUGGGCCAGGCGUGUCUGACAGAGAGAGGAGACCCUGUUGAGCUCUUCAGCAAACACAGCGACUUUUUCAGCCGCCUGGACCAGCGAGUGCUGAACGCGUACCUGAAGGCGUGUGAUGACCUCACUGAUAUCUUACCUGAGGAGGAGCAGCAGUGUCUUCAGGAGACGGUCCGGAGGCUGCACAAGCAGUGGAAGGACAUCCAAGCUGAGGCUCCGGCUCACCUGCUGAGACUGAGAGUGCAAGCGGAGAGGUGCUUCGUGAUGACAUCUCUGCAGGAGUGCAGGGCAGAGCUGCAGAGGGAGGAGAAGACGCUCGCUACGGCCGGCAGCGAGAGAGCGAUCCGUGAACACAGGGCCUUUUUCAGACACAAAAACCCCAUUUCUGCAUGCGAGAGGAGACUGAAGACGAUGGAACAGCUCUGCCACAAGCUUCCAGAAAACGACCCGACACAAAAAGCCCUGCUGGAGACCAGAGAUACUGUCUCAGAGGUCAAAAGUCAAGUGGAAAGUGCUUACACGAGACUCCAAGAGCAUCCAGACAAGUGGAGCGAGUGGCACCGCAGGUUUGACGAACUCUCAGCCUGGAUUUCAUCCCAGCACAGAGACGGAGAGAGCCUCGCUGUGCAGCGUGAGGUACAGAGGGCUCAGGAGGAAGCUCUGUCCUGGCUCACUGCUCGUCUGGAGGUGCUGGAGGACCUGAGCACUGACGCAGUGACCCAGAGAGCAGCUUUAGACGAGCUCACACACACACUCACAGCCCUGCUGUCCUCCUUGGAUGAAGCGAUGUCCCUGGAUGAGAACAGUGAGAGAGGAGAGGAGGAGGAUGAUGUUCUUCAGACACAUGAACACUCCCGUAUUCUGAAUGCUGAGAGUGUAACAGAAGCCAUGCAGCUGCUUCUCAUUCACCAGGAAAAGCUGAAGUGUGAUCAGAAGAGAAGAGGAUGUGUGUGUGAAGCAGCGUGUCUUGGUGAGGAGCACCCACAAGACUGCAGCUGGGCAGCGCAUGAGAAACAUCUACAGUCCACUGUGAGCGCAUGGCAGGAGUUUGAGGUGGACCGCGAGGCCGUGCACCAGUUUGUUCGCAGAGUGACUCCUGUCCUGCACCAAGAGUUUAUAUUCAGCAGCCUGGAAAACCUCACGAAUCAUCUCCAAUACACUCGUGAGCUUGAUACAGAGUCCGGUGUGUUCAUGGAGAAGAUCGAGUCCCUGAAGAAGAAGGCGUGUGAGAUUCGCUUGGGUUCGGAGAAUUAUUCCCUUCUGCGUGAUCGGGCCAGAGAGGCUCAGAGGAAAAUGCAGGACACACGGGACGGCCUCGGCAACACGAUUUCAGAGCUUGGUGAAAUUCAGGCACGGUGGCAGCGCUUCAGCUGUGAGUCAGACGCGCUCUCCUCCUGGGUGUGUGAGAGAGAGAAGGAGCUGGAGGAUAUAGACGGAAUCGCUGCUCCCUUGGAACGACAGAUUCACACUGUGGAGGUGAUUGAGGCAGGCUUAGAGGAAAAGAAGGAUGUCUUGAGUCAACUGGAGGUGGAGUUUUUUGCUCUGACUCGGUUCAUGGCUCCUGGCGAGGCGGAGAGUAUUAAAGGUCGUUUAAUGCAGAUCGGCAGGUACUGGGAGGAGCUUUCAAACCACGUGAAGAGACGAAGGACGGAGCUUCAGGCCAGCUUGGCAUAUACAGUGCAGUUAAUUGAAGAUAUGGAUGAGGUUAAACAUGUGCUAAAAGAUCUCACCGAGAAGUUGAAUAAACCAGUUACAGGCUGCACAUCAACAUCAGGGACGUACCAAGUACUUCAUGAGCAUAUGGAUGCAUGGCAGGCUCUUAAGCUCCUGCGACCCCGACUGGUGUCACUGAACUUGGGUUUGAGAAAGAUUUCUAAAAAAGACCAGGUGGAGAAAGAUGUAUCAGACCUUCAGGAGGCUCACAUUCAGUACUCUGAUAAUGCUGCCAGAAAACAAGCCAAACUGGAGGACCUGUUGACUAAGUGGCAGCAAUAUGAAAGAGGACUCUCAGUUCUCCAGGGAUGGUUGGACAGUUCAGAGAACCUCUGCAAAUCUGAUACUCCAUACCUGAUCAUGGAUAAAACCAAACUCCACAUCCAGCUCCAAACACUACAGGACCUGCAGAGUGAAGUUCCCUCUCAGGAGUCUUUGCUGGAGAAGUUGGAGACCCAGGCCGAAUUUCUAUACCCCACGGCUUCAGAGGAACGAGUGGGAGAAAUGACAGAGCUUCACUGCAACCUGGAGGAGAGGUGGUGUUCUCUCAGUGUGAGCAUACCACUCAGGAUUCAAGAACUACAAGCUCAUCUUUCUCAGCUGGAGCAGUUUAACCAGGUUCUAAUGACCCUCACUCAGUGGAGUGAAAACUUUCUCAGGCAGCUGAGAUACAGGUCCAAAGUCACCAUUACUGACUUGACACCUGCUUGUGUCCAGAUCAAGGAUGAUGAAGCGGUUCUUCAAACCCAAAGCAACGCGAUAGAGGACCUGAAGAAGCACAUGGAGGUAUUAAGUCCUUCCUUGGCUCCAGUGGAUCUUCACCGAUUACAGGCCAGGCAGGAAGACUGCCUCCAGCCCUUCUUAGAGGCUAAGAGUCUGCUGCAGAGCCGUUCUGAGGCUCUGGGUAAACUUGAGACCUACUUGGUGAGCUAUAGGUCGACUGCCAAUUCACUUCAAACUCUGCAGACAGCUGUAGGACAGACAAACUGGGACCAAACCAAGGAUCGGAACCUGAACCAGGAACUAGAGCAGUUGUCCCAGGAGUUAGCAUCUGUGGAGGUGCAGGCUGUAGUUCUGGACAGUAGUCUGAACAAGGCAUACCUUCACCUGCACGGGACCGAUGGGGACAGGACAUCCUGCCGGGGUCUGGUGGAGGAUCUGGUGUCAGGGCUGCAGCAGAUUCAGAGAAGUGUGGGGACGAGGCAGAGUGAAGCCGAGACACUAGGAGCCAUGUGGAGCUCCUUUACGAGAAAAAAAGAGAUGCUUUUGAGGAACCUGACUGAGCUGGAGGAUAGAGCCAGGAAACCGUGGUUUCCAGAACCAAGCACUCAAAACUUCCAACAAAGACUGUGGAUGCUGAACCAGUUAGAGGAGGAGCUUGAUGCUCUGCAGCAUAGUCAGCUGUGGUUAGGGGAGAAAGGUGAGCAGUUGGUUCACACAGACCCCGAGAUGGUCAGAGACGCCCGGAAGGAUGUGACCCUUGUCCAAACCAGCUGGGAGAAGAUCAAAAACGCCAUCUCAGAUGAGCAGGUGCAGUGCAAAGUUCUGGUGGAGAUGUGUAAGGAUUACCAGACUCUGAAGUACAAACUCGGCUCAGUCGUCGAGAGAGCUCGUGCUGUUAUUGUUGCUCAUUCUGUCCAGCACAACCCCGAGGACAUGCGGAGAGCCCAGACAAGGCUGGAGGCAGUGAAGUUAGAGCUGACCGGUGCUCAGGGUGACCUCGAUUUGUUCAUCUGUAAAAGCAAAUCCUUCAUCAGCAAGCUAAGGAACCUUCCAGCAGACCUAGCAGAUGCGGUCCGUGUGGAAUUGGACACCGUCAUGGACCAGUGGAUGGAGACGUCAGAGAGGAUAGAAACCGAAGCGAAUCGUCUCGCAACCGUUCUGGAGUUAUGGAAUGAGAUUAACUCUGUGGUUAAUGACAUCGAGUGUUGGAGCGCCACCUCAGUUAGCGAGCUCAACGACGGACCUGUUAAUCUCUUAUCCAGUGCCAACAUGGAGGACUGCCUCAGUCAGUUUAAGGUGGAGAUCGAGAGUAAAAAGCUGCUAAUGGAGAGCCUUCGUGUAAAAGUUACUGAACUACAGGAAGUAACAAAGAACCAGCAAGUGGACACCGAGCUCCAGGUGAUGGCAGCUGAUCUGAGGAAGAAGAUCUUCCAUGCUGAGGAGGUUUACGAGCAGGCCUGUUCCAUCCUGAGGGACUUCAGCUGUCAGAGCCGGCAACUCCAGGACGCGAUUUCCCACAUGGCUGAACAACUGGACACUGUCGAGAGCACGUUGUCAGAGCUAUCACAGUCAUCUGACCCAGAAAAUGUGGCCAAGAUAAAGGAGCUCCGGAAGAUUCUGAAGCAGGUUGACGGAGGUUUGGACGUGACGGGCGAGUCUCUUCGUGUGCUCUGUCGAGUUUAUCCAGCACAGCAGCUAACAUCUGUGGGCGAGAGCAUCACCGAGCUGGUGAAGCGGAGCGAAGCGGCCGCACAGCGUUCCGGACAAAUCCUCCAAACUCUACAGAAAACACUUCUGCACGGUUUUAACGAACUCACACAGGAUUUCCAUAGCUGGCUAUCAGAGCUGAAGGCAGGUACAGAAGAGAUCUCUGAGGAAACAGGAGACCUUCCUCGGGUUCCUGCCCAGCUGCAGAGGCUCAAGGUGUCACUGGAGCGAGUCGGAGAGGGUGAGGAACAUCUGACUAGACUUCAUGAAGAAGAAGAAAAGCUCCUCACACAUCUGUCUGAAUCUGCAGCUGGACGAGUUCAGGAGCAUCUGGCCUCGUGUCGUCUGGCGCUGGAUAGAUUUACUGCAGCCUGCAGACAGAGAGUGCGGUGUUUAGAGGAGAGCGCCGCCCUGCAGGACAGGUUGGAGGUGUGUGCUGACGAUUUGAGAGACUGGCUGCGGCAGAUGGAGAAAAACCUAAAGAAAGAGGCAGUUCUUUGUGGAGCGAGCCAGCCAGGAGUCCCUGACUGCUCCAUACAGCUCAAAAGAGUGGAAGAAAUACACAAAGAGCUGCUCGCGAGAAGACCGUCACUGGAGCGUCUGUAUCAGUCCUCUCUACCCCUGUCCGAGGAGAACAGCAUCCCAGCCGAGCUUCUCUCCUCCCAUCAGGCUCUGCUUCACGAGGCCUGGACUCGGCUGCUCCACCUGCAGGAGUACCAGGCGUUUGGGGAGGCGCUCAGGGCGGUGGGGAACUGGCUGGAGGAGGCGAAGGGCAGGCUGGAGAAACUGGAGAGCACUGAGGGGAAUAAAGAGGAGGUGGAGGAGAGACUGGAAAGAGUGCAGGAUAUCCUUUUAAUGAAGGGUGAGGGAGAGGUAAAGCUGAACAUGGCUGCCGGUAAAGGCGAGCUUGUCAUAAAAAGCAGUGGAGACGCUGGACAGGAAGUGAUCCGUUCUAAGCUACAGGAAGUGGAGGAUGCCUGGGCAGCACUACUUUUAAGAGCUAUGAGCUGCCACAGCCGUCUGGACUGGACGGUGAGUCAAUGGGGACUGUUUGUGGAGUCUCAAGCUCAGCUCAGGACCUGGUUAGAGGAGGUGGAGUCUGAGGUUAAAGGUCCUCUGGAGCCUCAAUUGGGUCUCAGAGAAAAAAGGCAGCAGCUGGACAGACUGUGUUUGCUCUUAUCUGAUGUCGAGGACCACCAGGGGGCGCUAUGUUAUUUAGAGGAGAGCGCUGCUGAGCUGUACAAGCGCACCAGAGACCCGGCCUUCAAGGAGGAGGAGACCGCUCAACUUAGGGCUCAGUUCGAUGAUGUCCGAGCUGCCGCAGAGGAGAGAGUCCGUCUUUCAGAAGGUGUCGUUUUCGAGCACGAGAAGUACAUGGCAACUGUAAGAGAGCUCACUGAUUGGCUAAUGUCCAAAGGAGAGGAGCUUCAGAGAUGUUCCGAUCCAUCUGGAGACUCUGCAUCGGUCGAGAGAAAGCUGAUGGGAGUUCGGGAGCUGGUGGCGCGGGGAGCGCGCGAAGGGCGCGAGCGUCUGCGGCGCGUGCGGCUGAGCGCGGAGAGCGCGUGCAGGCUGACGGCGGCGACGGGCUGCGAGCUGAUGGACAGCGAGGUCCUGGCGCUGGCGCGAGCCCUGCAGCAGUGGGAGGGACAGGCGCUGAGGGCGCGCGACACCCUGGAGACCGCCGUCACCGUGGCGACCGGAGCCGAGCGCGAGCAGCGUCGCCUCGCCGAGCAGCUCGAGGAAGACACCGGGCGGCUCGAGCGGCAGCUGAGAGAGUGGAGCGACGGGCUGAAGCACUCCGAGAGGCGGAACAGCGGAGCUGACGCGGUGCAGGGAUGGACUGUGGCUCAGGGUGUACUGGAAGGCCUGCAAGCAGCUGAAGUCAUGGAGGAGAAGCUAAAAGCUCAACUUAAUGAGCUGUGUGGGUUUUCCAGUGAUCUUGGAGCUCAGUCAGAGCGGGUCAGUGCGCUCAUCAAACUGCACAACAGUCUGAGUCUGCGAGCAGCCCGUGAGUGUCAGAAUAAGGAGAAGCUGCUUGAGCAGCGUUUCCGCUCGUCUCUGCGUGACUUCCGUCAGUGGCUGGUCAACGCCAACAUCUCCACGGCUAAAUGCUUCGACUCUCCUCACAGCAUUCAGGAAGCUUCCACCAGCCUCCAGAAGAUUCAGGAGUUCCUGAGUGACAGCGAGCAAGGCCAGGACAGAUUAAACGCUGUGAUCUCCCACGGGGACCGACUCGCCGCCGUGGUGUCUGCUGACAGGGUGGAGGUGGUCAGGUCCAAAGCCAACGCUGCCAAGGAUGACUGGAACAACCUGAUGGACAACCUGAAGCAAAGAGAGACCGUAUUACAGGGUCUGCAGUGUCAGAUGCAGGAGUUCGAGGCGAGUGUGGAGCCUCUUCAGGACUGGAUCAACAGAACAGAGAUGAGCGUACAGGAGAGCAGCGCUCGUCUACACGAUCUCCCCGCUAAGAGACUGGAGCUGAGCAAACUGCAGUCAGUGUUGGAGGAGAUGGGCUCCAUGGAAUCGGAGCUAGGAAGGCUGAGAGAGAGAGCUCACAGCCUGUGGGAAGGUCAGGCGGCUGGGAAAGGCUUUGUGCACAGGGUCUGUCAGCUCGCCGCACGCUACCUGGCCCUGAGCAACCGCACUAAGGAGAAGGUCUCCAGAGUGGAGCGUGUAGUUGGGGAGCAUCAGCUCUUCUCCCAGGGCUUACAGGAACUUCAGAGCUGGGUUUCAGAAGCCCAGCAGAUCCUCGAAACCUGCCGAAGUCCCAACGCUGACAAGAGCGUACUGCUUACCCGAAUGAGCCAGCUUGAGGAGCUGUUAGCGGCACGUCAGGAGCGGGAGAUCCAAUUAAAGAUGCUCAUCACCAGAGGAGAAGCGGUGCAGAGGAACACCUCGGCGGAGGGCGUACCUGUGGUUCGCAAACAGAUCCAGGACCUUAAAGAUUCCUGGGAUUUGCUUCUCUCAGCUGCGAUACAGUGCAAAAGUCAGCUAGAAGGUGCUUUGUCUCACUGGACCAGCUAUCAGGAGGACGUGAGCCAGUUCGAGGGCUGGCUGGAACGAGUAGACGAGAGUCUGGGGAACUCGGAUAAACACUGGACGGAGAUGAGGGAGAAGACAGCGAAUUUACGCCAAGCGAAGCUGCUUUAUGAGGAAGUGUUGAGUCACUCGAGCUUGUUGGAGACCAUCGCCACAAAGGGAUCCAACCUUCCCGAGCACUCGGCCACUCAGCGGGAGGUAGACGAGCUCAGCACGCAGUACAAAGCCAUUAAGGAUAAAGCCAAUGCUGCUGUCAAGAAGGCGGAGGAGCUGGUCCUGGUCCAUCAGGAGUACCAGCGAGGUCUGCACAUGUUCGAGGACUGGCUGGAGCAGGAGCAGAGCAACCUGGCUCUCCUUUCACCCCUGGAUGGAGAUGUGAACGCACUGGAGAAGACCUUGAAAGAGCUGCAUAUGCUUCAGUCACGUUGCUCCGAGGGCCACGCCUUGCUGAAGUCGGCCCUGUCCAGUCGGGAGCAGGUGAUCCCAUGGGGUGUCCCUCAGAUUGAGGACAGGGCGUUGGAGACUGCACAGAGAGAGUGGCAGGCGUACCAGGACAGGCUGGAGAACACUCAAGCUAGCCUGGAGCAGACGCUCGUCAGGCUGCAGCAGCUGGAGGGAUGUUUCCAGAGCUUGGACCACUGGCUGGUAGACAUUGAGCUCAAAGUCCGUCUGAGGAGCGACAGACGAUCCGAGCGUGCUGCUAAAGAGCUCCAGCUCCAGCAGCUUCUGUGGCAGGUGGAGGCUGUACAGAAGCAGGGUGAGAUGGAGGCUCUGAGUGCUUUGGCUCAGCAGGUUGUGGAAGACUCUCAUGUCAGCGCUCGGGUCAGCGCCCGGGUCACUCAGCUCACCACGCGCUACCACGCCCUCCUGCUGCGCAUACAGGAGACCAUCCGCCAGCUCCAGGAGGAACUGAGGAGCAUCAGUGAAGCUCAGGUCGCUCUCAGAUCCUUCUCCGAUUGGAUGAGUUUGACGACGACGGGUUUAAAAGCAGCCAGCGAAAGCAAGCAAGCCCCGGAUCGAGCGUCUCUGGAGAAAAAGAUGAAAAGGCUGGAGGCUCUACAGCGUGAUGUGGACGAAGGCCACGCCCUGUUCAAGACCCUCCGUGAGAAAGCCGAGCAGGCCGUCUCCUUCCUGGAUGAAAGCGGAGCGUGUCGGCUAGAGAAGGAGGUCCAGGAGAGCCGAUCUCGACUAGAAGAGCUUGGCCUGGGGAUACGAGCCGAGCAUGGAGCUACUGAGAAGAGCACGAUGCUUUAUAAAGAGUUUCAGGAGCGUUAUAAGACCCAGCUGCAGUGGAUGAGAGAGACUCGAGCUCUACUCGGCUCUUCGGCCGAACCGAAAGCUGAGCUCUACCAGAGAAAAGCCCAGCUGGCAAAGUAUAAGGUGUUGGAGCAAACUCUGCUGUCCCGGGACUCUGCCCUCAGUGCCAUGAUGGAAAAAGGGAAAACUCUGCUGUCUCUCCUCCACUCUCCCUCCAUCACAGAGAACAUGGACCGGUUACAGAGCGAAUAUCAGGAGCUGUGUAACACCGUGAGGAGUCGGGUGCAGAAGCUGGAGGCUCACGUAAAGAAACAGGAAGAGUAUCACACCGAACUCCAGGAAGUGGAACGCUGGCUGCUGCAGAUGUCCAGCCGGAUGGUGACCCCUGACCCCACUCCGGGAGGCGGGCUGGAGGCAGCCGCACAACAGCUGGCCAGACACAAGGCCAUCAUGGAGGAGAUUGCGGGCUUUGAGGAGCGUCUGGCGGGUCUGAAGGAGAGAGGAGACGAGCUGAUGUCUGGCUGCACCGAACGCCUCCAGGCUCGUGUUCGCCAGCAGAUCCAGAGCCACCUGCAGGGAGCACGAGACAGUUACUCAGCCAUCUGCAGCACGGCACAGCGCGUCUAUCAGAGUCUGGACAGGGAGCUGCAGAGACACGUCAGCCUGCGAGACACACUGCAGCAGUGUCAGACCUGGCUGUGUAAUAUCCAGGAGGAACUGCAGCCGCCUGCACAAACACCACGCUACCUGGAGGAGGCACUGAUCCAGCUGAAGCAGGAGCGAGCUCUUCAGGAGCAGGCCAGUACGUACCUGCACCUGAUCUGCUCCACGUGUGACCUGACGGAGGAGAAGGUGCAGGAGACCGCCGCUGAUAUCCAGCAAGUCAAAAUCCAGGUCGAGGAAAGAAUGCUCGAAUCCCAAGAACUGGCAGACAGCUGGAGAGAAAUCGAGAGCCUACGUUCCGAUCUUGAGUCUCAUCUCCGAGAAGCUGAAAAGUUUCUGCAGAACAUGCUGAGAACACCAGCAGAUCUUGAACCAAAAGUCUCUCAGAAUCAGCUGGACCAGGCUCAGGACUUUAUUCAGGAGAUACAAGCCAGGCAAGCUGAUUUGACCAGCCUGAGAGAGAGCAUUGGAAGGCUUGUGCCAUCUCAGGAUUCACCUGAACUGGUGGAAAUAGGUCGCCUACGCAGAUCUUGGUUAGAGCUUGCAAAGCAGGCUGCAGAGCUUUUGGAGCAGAGAGAGGAGGAUCUCCAGAGGAGUGGGGAUUAUCAAGAGUGCCUAAGCAUGGUAGAAGAGCUGUUUGACCAGUUGUCCAAGGAAUGGGAUUAUCUGUCCAGGGGGGAUAUGGAGAGCAAUGCAGGGUGUUUAGAUGCCUUGAAGAAGCUCUACAUAGAUCUUCAGGACCAGCGGUGUGUAUUAGAAGAUUUGAGAGAUAACAAGAAUGCAAUCCUGCCACGCCUUACAAUUGAGGACAAGGACCUUGUCAAGGAGCAGGUAGGAUACCUGGAGCAACGCUGGACCCAAAUGGAAGUGCAGGUUGAACAAAAGAUACAGGAUACGAUCGAAACCCUUGAAGACUUGAAUCAUUUAGAGGACCAAUUGCGGGAAACCCAAGAGUGGGCUGAGGUGCAGCGACCAUCUUUUUCUGACGUACUGAAAACCAGUCCCCCUCCUGACCUUGCUCAGAGCUUUUUAUUCGAACACUUGAGCUUUUGUGCAGAACUAGAGGCCAAGCAUCAGCUUAUUAAUCAAUCUGUAUCUGAGGCUGACAUCCUUUAUGCUCAUCUAGGACUAAAUGAGAAAAGGAGACUGCAGACCUUGGUGCAGGAUGUUCAAGAAGCAGUAGAAUCUCUUAGCUCCAAGGCAGCUCACCACCGCAAAAGCCUUAAUAAAGUGUUCACAGAACGGACACAGUUCCUCCAGGCCUUGGAGAGGGCUGCUGCAUGGAUCAAACAGCAAGAGCAGAGGAUUCUCGCAGAUGAGCAUGUGGCUCUCGUGCCAGAUGAGCUCUCCAAGCAGGUGUCUAUUUGCAAAAACAUAUGUAACAGCCUAAGGGCAUAUCAAGUGGAACUAACCUCGCUUUGGACACAAGGAAGAGAACUUGUAAAGGAAGCAACAGAGGAUGAGAAGAUAGAGACCAUUCAAAGGCUUGAGGAGCUCCAGGGAACCUUUGAAACUUCCCUCCAAAGGUGCAUACAUCAUUUGCAGCACCUGGAGAGAGCCUUAGUUAUUCGAAAGUACUUCAAAGUUGAUCUGGAUAGAAUCUGCGAGUGGUUGCGACAUGCAGAAGCGGCCACAUUCCCAAUAAUAGACCUCAACAGGAAUGAUGCGGAGCUGCAAAACCAGUUAGCCAAAUACCAGCAGAUUUUGGAUCAAACCUCAGCAUAUGAGAACCUGUUACUUAUUGUCCAGCGGGCAGGACAGGAAAUUCUACCCACCUUAAAUGAGGUGGAUCACUGCUACCUGGAUGAGAAACUUAACGGCCUUCCGCAACAGUACAACGGCAUUCUUUUGUCAACCAAAGAAAAGCGAGACAGGAUCCAGCGAGUGAUUCUGGAGCGCAAGGAAUUGGAGUCCCUCAUUGAAGCGACACGUAAAGCUUUGGAGGGACUUCAGGAGCAGUGUGAUGCCUUAGAGAAACAAUCAACUAGUGGAAGCCUCGAAGAUGGGGAAAGGUUGCACAAUGACUAUGAUGAGAUCCAGACAGGCCUUUUAAACCUUUUCCAAGCGAUGAAUGAGUUGAAGAGUAAAACUCAGGACUUCCAUUGCACAGGACAACCAUAUACACGUGAGAUCAUUGACCAGCUAGUCAGUCUUUAUGGUAGACUUGAUCAAGAGACAAAGGAAAAGGUUAAACAACUCAAUAGAACUUUGAAUGUAUUAAAUGACUACAGGACCACAAUCGCAAAAAUGGAUAGUGGCAUUAAUGCAGUCAGGGAGCAUAUGGAUGAACUUCAUUCUGAGAAGCAGUUAGAUGCCAUGGAGAGAUUAUCGAAACUGCACAAAAUGGCCAAAGAGCUAGAUGAGAUUAGUUUUUAUGCUGAAGGACUGACUGGACGGAUAGUGGAGUGCAACCAGCACUUUGACUAUGAUACCCUUAGAACUCAGGUUUCCAUGAAGGAGACACAGCUUCAAGCCUUGAAAUCAAACAUUUACAAAAGCAUAGAAGAAUGUGAAUGUUGUGUGGGGAGCAAGCCUAGCUUCCAGACCGAGGUGAAAGAAAGCUUGAUGUGGCUCAAGAGGGUUAGAGAAGAUCUCAGAGGUUUGGUUAAGCUUCAGGAAAUCAAUGCGCAUGUUGUACAGGAUGAGAUCAGAUCAACAGUCACACUUCAGAGAGAAAUUCAAUCUAGGCUUCAGUUGCUGAAAACUUUAAGCCAAAAUGAGAGGACCUCCAAACAGACAUUCCCCGGUGACACGGAGACCUGUUUGAAGGAUAUUGCAGACUUGGAGAGUGAGGUUCAGGAAUCCCUCGCAACCAAACAGGCGGUCUUGCAGUCAGCACUAUCCUUGCUACAAAUGCACCAAAGUGCCUUGAGGACUAUUAGCCAAUGGUUAGAAGAUGCCGAUGCUGUCAUAAAGCAGAAGAACCAGAAUCUAGAAUUGGAAGAUCUAACAGAGAGGCUCAAGGAACUUGAAAAUGUUUUGACCCAAGAACCGACCAUAAAGAAGGCGAUUCAGGAUAUCAAGGGCAUUCUCCCUAAAAUUGAGAGCUAUGUCGAUUCUGGUGUUUUAAUAAAAAAUAAAGAAGCCCUCGAGACCACUUGUCAAAGGAGUGCUGAUGUCACGGAACAGCUGAGAAGUCAGCAAGAAACCUUGAACAGAUGUUCUUCUCAGUGGACGGCAUUCGACAAAGAUAGAGAAGCACUCAUAACUGAACUGAGUGAAGUCGAAAUGAGAUUAGCUGAGUUUAGGACAGCUAAAUCAAGCUCUCUUCGAGAGGCCGAGGACAAGCUUCGUUUUCACCAGGAUUUUGUGUUCCAACUCGAGGCUUGUCGAGAUAAACUCUCCAACCUGAAAGAACAUUCAGAGCAGUCCGAUCUGAAUCGCAUGUCCGGCGCUGCGGUUUGUCGUUCAGUUUGUGCACUAGACCAGCGAUGGACUCAGUUAACCAGUGUAGCUAAAGUACAGGAGAAAGCUCUAAAGGACACGGUGCAUGACUGGAGAGGCUUCAUUGAGAAGCUGAAGAAGAUGAGGUCUGUGUCAGAAGACCUGCACAGCCGAGUUCCAGACAGCGUGGUGGAGAAGGCAGCCAGCACUGUGGCCCUACACAACCUGUUAGAGUAUCACGACUCCUUCAGCCGAGAGGUGGAGAGAGAGAACAGUGCCCUGACUCUCCUCAGACACCACGCCCUUCACCUUCUCCUCCACUCUGAUACUGCAUUACUAAAGACCUCCAACAACCAGACCAGCUGCAUCAGUAACCAAACAACCAGGCUUAGCAAGCUGUCAGCCAUGCCCCUCAAACCUCCUUACAUGACCAUGAAGCAAAUCAUCACGCCAAACAAGCCGCCAAUCUCAACCAGUAACCAGUCAGUCACCCCUACUACACAGCCAGCCACACUCAGCUCACAGCUUACCACACCCAUGACACAGCCAGCCACGCCCACUGCAAAAUCAACCACGCCCACUACACAGUCAGUUAUGUCCAAUAUACAACCAACCACACCCACUACACAGUCAACGACACCCACUACACAAUCAACCACACCCACUACACAGUCAACCACACCCACUACACAGUCAACCACACCCACUACACAAUCAACCACACCCACUACACAGUCAACGACACCCACUACACAAUCAACCACACCCACUACACAAUCAACCACACCCACUACACAUUCAAACACACCCACUACACAUUCAUCCACACCCACUACACAUUCAACGACACCCAAUACACUUUCAUCCACACCCACUACACAUUCAUCCACACCCACUACACAAUCAACCACACCCACUACACAAUCAACCACACCCACUACACAUUCAACCACACCCACUACACAUUCAACCACACCCACUACACAUUCAUCCACACCCACUACACAAUUAACCACACCCACUACACAUUCAACCACACCCACUACACAUUCAGCCACACCCACUACACAUUCAUCCACACCCACUAUACAGCCCGCCAUACCCAACAACCACUUAGACACUCCUUGCAAUCAAACAGUCACACCUAGCAACCACUUUGAAUUGUCUAGCACACUAACACCCAAAUACCAAACAAUCAUACCUGUCAAUCAUCUGGCCACGCCCACCAAGCAGGCCAUUAAAACCAACAGUGAGGAUGCUUUCUGUCUGCGGGAGAUUCAAGCAAUGCAGGAGAAAUAUGAGAGCCUGCUGCAGAAAGUGUGUGUGAGCCGGCAGCAGGUUCAGGUGGAGCUGCUGGAGCGAGAGGAGGUGGAAAGGGAGCUGGGACUCGUUAAAGGCUGGAUUCAGGACACACAGGGCCUGUUACUCAGCCCUACAGCCGACCUGGACACCCUGCUCUCUGACCUGGAGAAAGCUCAUGGCGGUGUUCAGUCUCAGCGACAUGCUCUGGAGCAGAUUGCAGAUCGCCAGCAGAUAAAAUACAAAGACCUUCAUGCUGCUGUUCCUUCUGAGAUCAGCACCCAGCUGGCACAGGUCACACUGGCACUGGGUUCGGCAGAGGACCAGGUGCAGAGCCGAGAGAGAGAAGUGCAGCACAGCAGAGAUGUUAAAGAAGACUUUACAGCCAGAUUGAAGGACAUCGCGGAGAAAGUCAGCGCCAUCUCUGUGAAACUGAAGCAGAAGAGUGUGGAUGUAGAAGAGGCCAAAGAGGAGACGGAGACUUUGCGUGAGGAGCUGGAGGACUGCUCUCAUGCUCUCUCCGAGCUGGACGUGGCCAUGCAGGAGUUCGGAGAGCAGAACCCGCUCCUGGCCCGGCAGCUGAGCACGACACUGAACAAACUGACCGAGCUCCACUCUCAGACCAGCAGACUCGCAGAGGGAAGGACCUCAAGGCUUAAGAAGGCUGAGCAGCACUUUGAGGAGUUUAACGAAAGACUCACCUUGAUACUGAACUGGACUGAAAAAGCAGAGACUCUGGUUUCCACCAGCAUCGUCUGGAGCCCCGCCUCUGUGAUGCAGGAGCAAAUCCGUACACACCAGGCGCUGCUGCGGGAAUGGCGGAGGCUGCAGGGUGAGAUGGAGACAGUGAUUGAGAGAGUGGGGUUGUUGGGAGAGGUGGUGCACACUGAUGCACUUCACCAGCAGGUGGCGGAGCUGAGCCGACACGCCGAAGAGCUGCAGCAACGCGCCAAAACUCGCCUGCUGAAUCUACAGGAUGCUGCAAAGGACCUGAGCAGGCUGGAGAGUGAGGUGAAGAGCCUCCACAGGUCUAUCGAGAGAGUUCAGGAGACGCUGGCUUCGCCGGAGCUGGCUCGUCUCAGCCUCAGAGAACAGCUGCUCCAGAGACAGCACCUGCUGACAGAAAUGGAGGGAUUUAAGGUGCAGGUUCAGGCUGUGCAGAAGUGUAUGAGCAUGCUGCAGCUUCCCGAGGACGCCAUGGUCACGUUACCCCUGUGUGUCACUGCGCAGAGUCUACAGCAGGACAGUAGCCAUCUCCAACACACCACCAUACAGCAGUGCAACAUACUGCAGGAGGCCGUGGUGCAGUAUGAGCAGUAUGAACAGGAAGUGAUGAACCUUCAGAAGAUGAUCGAAGAAGCGCAGCGUGUCAUUCAGGACCGACCCGUCGCUACUGGCAACAUCCACGAGCUUCAGACGCAGAUACAGCACCAUGAGGAGCUGGCCCAGAAGAUAAAAGGCUACCAGGAGCAGAUCGCAGCCCUGAACUCCAAGUGUAAGAUGCUGACACUGAAGGCCAAGCACGCCACCAUGCUGCUAACUGUCAGCGAAGUAGGGGGGCUCUCAGAUGGUCUGGAGGAGCUGGAGGAUGAAGAAGAGGAGAUGGUGAAGCACCCCACAACACACCCCUCGGUUGUCAUGAUGACUGCAGGUAGAUGUCACACUCUCCUGUCUCCCGUAACGGAGGAGUCGGGUGAGGAGGGCACCAACAGCGAGGUCUCCUCCCCUCCAGCCUGCAGAUCUCCCUCACCCGGGCCUAACACCGACAUCUCCCUUAACCAGGUUCCAGGAAAGUCCCCGUUAAGUCGCGCUCCUCUACAGGAACUGUAUGACCAGUCCAUGGAAUCGGCUGCCACGGCUAAUCUGGACGACUUACAGCGCUCGUGGGAAACGCUGAAGAACGUGAUCAGCGAGAAACAGAAGAGUCUGUAUGAGGCUCUGGAGAGGCAGCAGCAUUACCAGGAGUCUUUACAGUCCAUCUCCACCAAGAUGGAGUCCAUUGAGGCUUCACUCAGUGAAGGGCUAGAACCUGGAAAGAGUCCCGAGAGCCAGAUGGCAGCUCACCAGGCUUUGAUGGAUGAAAUCCUGAUGCUACAGGAUGAGAUCAGCGCUCUGCAGACGUGUUUCUCCGAGGAGCUCCAGCGGGAUGAGGAGAGCCCUGAGCAGGACGCCGGUGACCAGCUGGCACUGCACUCUACCCUCACUGUGCUGGGGGAACGCAUGGCCACCAUCCGUAUGAAGGCCUCGGGCAAGCGCCAGCUCCUGGAGGAAUGUCUGAACGAACAGCUGGAGGAACAGAGACAGGAACAAGCCCUGCAGCGUUACCAUAGCGAGGCAGAGGAGCUCGAUCAUUGGUUGCUCAGCACGCGAGCGACGCUUAACUCCGCCCUCCAGCCGCAUCCAGAGGACAUGGACAUGGAGGAGCAGCUGAUCGACUGUCAGAACAUGUUGAUGGAGAUCGAGCAGAAGGUGCUGUGUCUGUCCGAGCUUUCGGUACACAGCGAGAGCCUCCUGCUGGAGGGGAAAGCCGGCACACGUGGAGACGCCGAGCAGCUCACGCUCAAACUGCACAGCCUUAAAGCCAGUCUUCUGGAGCUGCAGCGCAUCCUACAGGACAAACACACACACAUCCAGGGAUCUUUAAUGGAGCAGGAGGAGACUGAGCCUGACUCAGCCUUGACUCAAAGCCCCAGCGUACUGGACUGGCUCAGUCAGGCCCGGUCCACUCGCAGCCAGCAGCAUCAGGACACGGUGCAGAGACAACGGGAAUUAGAAGCGGAGCUCGAGGAACAGAGGAAGCUGAUGCAGUCUGUGGCCAGUCGAGGGGAGGAGCUUCUCUCCCACUCCCAAACCACACCCACUGGAGACAGCGCUGCAAAUGGUCAGGACGUGUCGGAUCCGGGCGAGAGCACGAGUCUGAGCACGAGCGGGAACGAACAGGGCGAUAUGAGGAUGAAGUGGGAGAAUCUGAAUAAAGACCUGAACACCAAGCUGCAGUUUCUGUUCAACACCAUGCAGGACGAGCAGCUCAGCUCGGUACACAGCGUCUAUCAGAGAUCUCGAGUGUCCAGCCCAGGAAGUCUUUUCAGAGGAGAUCAACUGACACCGGACGUUUUUCCCCCCAGUGCUUUAUUUGAGAAUUUUAACCAGAAACUGGAGGAACUAGCUGAGGCUGAUGUUAAACAUGCUCACACCCGGGAGAAGACUCUGUACGAAGCAGUGUGUUCAGCCUCCACCUGGCUGGACGGUGCAGAGAACACACUGCUCUCCGGCCCCGUGCUCCUGUCUGACGACUCGGAGAUCCAGCUGUUUCAUUUAGAGGGUUUGAAUAAGGAGGUGAAGAACGUCAGCGAGGAGGUGAGUAAGUGUCAGGAUGUUCUGGAGGGAUGUGAUGGAGGAGGCGAUGGCUUGAUCGAGGAGGUGCUGGAUGGACUGGAUGAGAGACUGAGAUUGAUGGAUUCACUGCUGGAGCAGAGAUGCGACGGGAUUCGAGACAGACUUCAGGAACAUACGACUUUUCAGGUGGAAUUGAGGCAGUUGUUCACUGCUAUGAGCGACUCCAAGCAUCAGCUGCUGCAGAAGAUGUGCGGAGCUGCAGAUCGGCCAGCGUCCAGACAGCUAGAGACUCUGGGUGAAGCAGAGGACAGUCUAAGGGAGUUUGAACAGAGGUUGUGUGAGAUGAAGACUAAAGGAGAAACUCUGCAGUCAGACCCAGUGAUCACACAGGAGCUGCUCAGACUACAGGACAUGUAUGAGGAGCUGGUGGAGAUGGUUGGCUCGAAGCGGAGUGCUCUGAACCAGACGUUGGUGUUGAAGGCGCAGUAUGAGAAAGCUUUGCAGGACCUGCAGGAGCUCGUGGACACGGCACAGGACAAAAUGGCCGCGGAUCAGAAGAUGACUGCAGGCUCCGUGCUCGAGGUUCAGAUCCUUCUGGACAAGCACAAGGAGUUUUUUCAGGGUCUGGAAGCCCAUGUGGUGCUGACGCAGGCCUUCUUCAGGCAGGUCAGUGUGGUGAUGGUGCAGAGAGAGGCUCAGGUUCUGGAGCAGACUGUAGCUCAGGCUCACACCGUCCUCAAACAGGCUCACAGAAGGGGAGUGGAACUGGAGGGCAUCCUGGAGGAGUGGAGCAGUUUUGUUGGAGAUUAUCAGGCUCUGUAUAAGCAGCUGGAGGUGGUGGAGAGCAGCAUUCCAGUCGUAGGGCUGGUGGAGGAGACGGACGAGAGACUGAGUGAGAGAAUCGCACUUUAUCAGUGUCUGAAGAGCACUCUGGUGGAACGGCAGCAGCAGCUCUAUCAGGUUCUAGAGGACGGCAAGAGACUGUUACUGCGUGUGUGCUGUUCAGAGCUCGAGACUCAGCUCACUCAGCUGGGAGAACACUGGCUCAGCAGCACCACCAAAAUCAGCAAAGAGCUCCAGCGCCUUGACUCCACCCUCAAACACUGGACCAGGUAUCAGAGCGAGUCAGCAGAACUGGGUCAGUGGUUGUCCUCGGCUCUGGAUCGGCUCGAGUUCUGGAGCACGCAGUCGGUCACCGUUCCUCAGGAGCUGGAGACGGUCCGAGACCACCUGCACGCUUUCCUGGAGUUUUCUAAAGAAGUGGACGCUAAAUCUUCUCUGCGCUCGUCUGUCCUGAGCUGUGGGAACCAGCUGCUGAGGCUGAAGAAGGUGGACACAGCGGCGCUUCGCACUCACCUGGCACAGUUAGAAACGCAGUGGGCAGAGCUUCUCACACACAUCCCAGUGGUGCAGGAGAAACUCCACCAGCUUCAGAUGGAGAAACUGGCAUCUCGUCACGCCAUCACUGAGCUGAUGAGCUGGAUUUCUCUCAUGGAGAACAUCAUCCAGGAGGACCAGAACAAGAUCCUGGAAGCAGUGGGCUCAGAGGUGGUGCAGACCUACAUCCAGAAAUACAAGGGUUUCGAGAUCGACUUGUCCUGUAAGCAGCUGACGGUGGACUUUGUGAAUCAGUCGGUGCUGCAGAUCAGCAGUCAGGACGUAGAGGGGAAGCGCAGCGAUAAGACCGACUUUGCCGAGCGUCUGGGGGCCAUGAAUCGGCGCUGGCAGAUUCUUCAGGGCCUCAUCAGCGAGAAGAUCACGCUGUUGGAAAGUUUACUCGAGAAAUGGUUGGAGUAUGAGAGCGGAGUCCAGAGCCUGAAAACCUGGAUCAGUACACAGGAGGAGAAGCUGAAGAAGAAACCCAGGAUCGAAGACGUGGCCUCGGUUCAGAACCUGCUGAAAGACUGCCAGGAGCUGGAGGAGUUGGUGAAAGAGAAAGAGAAGGACUUGGAGAAAGUGGAGGAAAAAGGAUGCUCGCUCAUCCAGGGCAAGAAAGGAGACGCCUCCGCUAUCGUCAUGGAAACGCUUAAAGGGCUCAACCAAGCUUGGACCAACCUGGACCAGUUGGUUGGCCAGGUAAAGAUCAGUCUGCGUGCCGUGCUGGAGCAGUGGAGUCUGUACAAGCGAGCUUCUGAAGAGAUCCAUGGCUACCUGAUGGAGGGACAGUACUCUAUCUCACGCCUCAGGUUCCUCACCGGUUCUCCAGAGGCUGUCCUGGUGCAAGUGGAGAACCUGGAGGGUCUUCAGGAGGAGCUGGAGAAGCAGGAGAGCAGUGUGAAGAAGUUCGGCUGUCUCACCGAGCAGCUGCUGAAAGACUGUCACUGCACUGUGGCUGAUUCCCUCACCACAACCCUCACCGACAUCAACCACAGGUGGAACUUGCUGCUGGAGCAGAUUUCUGAGCAGUUGAGGAGCAGUAAGAACCUGCUGCAGCAGUGGAAGCGCUACAAAGACCUCCAUGAGAGCAACAGCAAGGAUGUGCAGAGACUGGAAGAGAGGGCGGAGUGUUUACUCAACAGCUCCACCCACAGAGUGACCACGGAACAGGAAGUAAAGAACUGGAUCCAUGAGUGUAAUGACUUACUGAAGGCUCAUAGCUCGGUCCAGGCCACGCUGCAGCAGCUGACUGAUGCGGAGGAACAGUUGAGGCUGCAGGUGGAGCCAUCAUCCAUGGCAACCAUCCAUACAGACUACCUGUCACUCAGCCGGCGCCUAGCAACAGUGGGACACGCCCUUCACAGGCAGCAGGAAUUGAUGAAGGCGGGUUUGAAGGACUACGAGAGCUUCAGGGAAGAGCUGCGCUGUCUGAGUCGGUGGCCAGAAGAGGCACAGGAGGUGCUGAAGGAGUCGGAUCCGGCCGCGUCCGCGGAUCUGUCUGCUGUGCAGGAGCUCAUGGAGAAGCUCAAGAUCCAGAUGCUGAACCUGAGUCGUCUGUCUCCCGAUCUGGAGCGUUUAAACCGUCUGGGCUACAAACUUCCACUAAACGAUCAGGAGAUCAAAACCCUUCAGAGUCUGAACAGGAACUGGACGUCCACCUCGGCGCACAGCACAGAGAGAUUCAGUAAGCUCCAAGCCCUGGUGCUGCAGAGACAGAGUUUCCUGGAGAAGUGCGAGACGUGGCUCGGCUUCCUGAACCAGACGGAGGAGAAGCUCGGCACUGAGAUCUCAGGAAAUUACCAAAGUCUGUUAAAGCAGCAAAGAGAGCACGAGCUGUUCCAUGCUGAGAUGUUCAGUCGUCAGCAGAUCCUCUACUCCAUUAUUAGUGACGGCCAUCAGCUCCUGAAUCAGGAACGAGUGGAAGACAGAGACGAUUUUGGCCUGAAGUUGGCGCUGUUGAGUAAUCAGUGGCAGGGCGUGGUGCGGAGAGCGCAGCAGAGGCGGGGCAUCAUCGACGCGCUGGUGUGUCAGUGGCAGCGCUACACCGAGCUCUCGGACAAACUCAGACACUGGCUGCAGGAGGAGGCUCUGGAUCGUGAGGAGGAAGCGCAGCAGCAGGGACGUGUCAUGGCUUUACAGCAGGCUCGAGGAGUUCUCGACCGCAUUCAGUUGAAGGAGCGGGUACUUCAGAGGCAGCAGGGCAGCUACAUCUUGAUGGUGGAGGCAGGAAGGCAGCUUCUCCUGUCGGCCGACGGUCAGGCGGAGGCUCUGCUGCAGGAGGAGCUGACGGAGCUGCAGGAGCGAUGGAGGAGCGCUAGCAUCCGUCUGGACCAGAGGAAGAAGGAGCUGCUCUCGCUACUAAAGGACUGGGAGCAGUGUGAGAAAGGAAUUGCUGCGUCACACGAGAAGCUGAGAGCAUUCAAGAGGAAGCUCUCUCUGCCUUUACCUGAUCACCAUGAAGAGCUGCACAACGAGCAAAUCCGCUGCAAGGAGUUAGAGGGCAGCACAGACGGUUGGGCAGACGACGUGGCUGCUUUGUGUUGUCUCAGAGACUCGUUGUUGUGCAGCCUGAGCUCUGAUGACCUCACGGUCCUACAGGAGAGACUGGAGCUGCUGCAGAGACAGUGGGAGGAGACGUGUCACCAGCUAACCCUGCGUAGGCAGCAGGUGAGUGAGAAGCUGAACGAGUGGGCCGUGUUCAAUGAGAAGAAUAAGGAGCUGUGUGAGUGGCUGACUCAGAUGGAGAGCAAGGUGUCUCAGAACGGUGACAUCACCAUCGAGGAGAUGAUUGAGAAGCUUAGGAAGGACUAUCAGGAGGAGAUCUCUGUAGCUCAGGAGAAUAAGCAGCAGUUGGAGCUCAUGGGUGAGAGAUUGGCUCAUUCUAGUCACGAGAGCAAAGCGGCUGAGAUCCAGUAUAAACUAAGCAAAGUGAACGAGCGCUGGCAGCACCUGCUCGACCUCAUUGCAGCCAGGGUGAAGAAGCUGAGGGAGACUCUGGUGGCGGUGCAACAGUUGGAUAAGAACAUGAGCAGUUUGCGUUCGUGGCUCACGAACGUCGAGACUCAAUUGUCACGGCCAAUCGUCUACGAGACCUGUGACACAAACGAAAUACAGAAGAAACUCAGCCAGCAGCAGGAUUUACAGCGUGACAUUGAGAAGCACAGCACGGGCGUGGCCUCAGUGUUAAAUCUGUGUGAGGUUCUGCUGCACGACUGCGACGCCUGCGCUACAGAGAGCGAGUGCGACUCCAUCCAGCAGGCCACACGCAGCCUGGACCGCCGCUGGAGGAACAUCUGCGCCGUCGCCAUGGAGCGCAGGCUGAAGAUCGAGGAGACGUGGAGGUUGUGGCAGAAGUUUUUAGAGGAUUAUUCUCACUUUGAGGACUGGUUGAAGGCUUCAGAGAGAACUGCGGCUCUGCCCAACUCCUCCGGGGUGCUCUACACUGUCGCUAAAGAGGAGCUGAAGAAGUUUGAGGCAUUUCAGAGGCAGGUUCAGGAGUGUUUAACUCAGCUGGAGCUCAUCAAUAAGCAGUACCGGAGGCUUGCUCGUGAGAACCGCACCGACUCGUCCUGCAGCCUUCGCCAAAUGGUGCAUGAUGGGAACCAGCGCUGGGACACGCUGCAGAGGAGAGUGGCGUCCAUCCUGCGCAGGCUGAAGCACUUCAUCGGCCAGCGUGAGGAGUUUGAGACGAUCAGAGACGGAGUUCUGGUGUGGUUGACGGAGAUGGACCUGCAGCUCACCAACAUCGAGCACUUCUCAGAGUGUGACGUUCAGGUCAAGAUCAAGCAACUCAAGGCGUUCCAGCAGGAGAUUGAUCUGAACUCGGUGAAGAUCGGGAGCGUGUUCAGUCAAGGUGAAGCUCUGAUGGAGAAGAGCGAGCCUCUGGACGCUGCUGUAAUAGAGGAGGAGCUGGACGAGCUGCAGCGCUACUGCAGGGAAGUGUUCGGACGCGUCGAUCGAUACUACAGGAAGCUCACGCGUCUGCCGCUGGCUGAUGACGAGUGUGACGGAUCAGAUCGGGAGUUUGACCUCGAUGGCUCAGGUGAGCUCUCUGACCUCCAGUGGGAGGAGGGGAACUCUUUACCCAGCACUAACAGCCAGACCCCCUCUGUGAGUCCGGCGCCGCUGCGUGCCAACUGCUCGGGUCGAGAGACUCCGGCCAGCGUGGACUCCAUCCCCUUAGAGUGGGACCACGACUACGACCUUGAGCCCAUGGGUGGUACCAUGUCAUCGAAGAAGAGGGGGCAGGGUGAUGAGGAUGAGGAUGUUGGUAGCAGCUCUACAGCAGCUCUCAAAGACGUAGUGAUUCCCGAGAGUCCUGAGGCUUAUAUAAAACUGACAGAAAGCACACUGAGGUCCUCCUCUGGUGACUCGGCUCGUAAGGUACUGGACCUGGACAGCCAUAACGCCUCGUACAGUGGUUACAUGCGUCUGAUGGGAGACUGCCGAGACAGUUUAAGCGCUCUGAAGAGAGCCGAGGGAGAGCUGGAGGAGGAGGAGAGCGACCUGGCCGGAUUAAACAACCCUGAGACCGCAGAACCACAGAACACAGGUGUGAUCAAGCGCUGGGAGCUCAUACAGGCUCGGUCCCUUAACUCCAGUGAAGACUUGCUGCUACGGCAACAGCUGACCUCUGACCUGGAAAAUAUGGAGGUGUGGCUUAGUCAUAUAGAGGAGGAGUUGGCUGAGCUGAAGGGGAGGAACUUGAGCACAGAUAUACACACUAUUGACCAAAGGAUAAAAAAACUCAAGGAUCUACAGAAGGAGGUCGAUACCCAUAAGCCCACAGUGCUGUCCAUCAACCUGAGCAGCGUCAGGCUCGUCCAAUCAGACGGCGAGGAGAACAGGAAGCUGAGGAGGAGGCUGAAAGAGAUGAACUCUCGCUGGGACAGACUCUGUAAAGCUCUGCAGCAGUGGAGAGCAGCGCUACAGGACGCGCUAAUGCAGUGCCAGGAGUUCCACGAGCUGAGUCACGGCCUUUUGCUCUGGUUAGAGAACAUCGACCGAAGGAGGAACGAAAUUGUUCCCAUUGCGGCGGAACUGGACCAGCACACACUCCGAGCUCGAUACAAAGCGUUAGAGCAAAUCGAACAGGAGUUGCGGGAGACGGAGCAAAGUGUGAGCAGCCUGCAGGAGCUCUCAGUGCAGCUGCUGGUGCAGGCGCAGGGCGGCGAGAGUCUGGAGGCGCAGGAGAGAGUGCACGUCAUCGGGAACCGUCUACGCCUGCUGCUCAACGCCGUCAACUCUGACCUCCAGCUGCUGCAGAGACGACUCCACGCCUCGGGAGACACACACGUGCCAUGCGUUUGGCCCGCGGUCGACGACAUGGACACGUCUGGAUCGGUCAGUCCGGUAUCGGUGGUCAGCGUGCCUGUUCACCAUCACACGCUACGGAGCAAAUGUAAUGUGUCAGGAGCAGGAUCCUCAGCCAGCCUGCCGCACCACAGGUCCCGCAGGGUUUCUGCGUGCGCUUCCUCUCGCUGUGGUUCCUCCGCGCCACACGGUGGCGCUGCUGCGGCUCGCCGCCAGCCCUUCCUGCUGCGGGUCCUGCGGGCGGCUCUGCCUCUGCAGCUGCUGCUGCUGCUCAUCGUGGGUUUGGCGUGUCUGGUGCCCAUCACUGAGGACGAUUACAGCUGCGCCAACCACAACAACUUCGCCCGCUCCUUUCACCCCAUGCUGCGCUACACGAACGGCCCCCCGCCCAUCUGAGGUACCCCCUCAUCCCACCCUCUAAAUCCCGCCGCCUCGCCCUGACCACCACGCGUCCCUCAGGAGGCAGGACAAUAUAAAGUGAUCUGUAUUAGCCAAAGUUGAACAUUUGAAUAUAAUCCAUGUACAGGUGAACACCGCUGCUAUUUUUAUUUUUUAUUUUAUUUUUUUACUAUUUUUUUAUUUUUAAUUAUUGAUCACAAUCAGUGUAGCGACGAUCGGCUCUGUAGCCGAAGCCCGAACGGGAUCCUUUUGGGAAACGGGACAAUGAAGAAGUCAAUCAGAUUUUCUAGCACUGACUCGAGCGUAUUUUAAGGUACUGCACUUAAACCGUCCGGCGAAGCGGCGACGUCGUUCGAUUCCUUUGUGGAAAUUAUUUUUUCAUUUUAAACGAUUGUAUUUGAGAUACGAAAAAGCUAUAUAAAAUUUCACUUCCGGUGAUUUUGAUAAGUAUUAGAUGCCCUUCAUGAUGUAUUUAUUUGUUUUUCGUUUUUUUGUUUUUUUUUUCAAUUUAUUUAAAAAAAAUUUUAUCUUUCCUCACGGCAUGCGGUUGAUGCGUUUUUUUUUUUAACACUAAAACAAUCACUGAUAGUUAUGUGUGUAAGAGCAAAGCUUUUUUUAUUUCUAAAUACUAGUAGUUCACUAGGUUGCUAAAAAAAUGUUUAAAACAUCAAGUAUGAAAUUGUCAGUGCUUAUUUAUGAGUGUACAGUUUACUAACACUGACAGUAAAGGUUUCAUUAAUAUAUACAUUA
This is a messenger RNA of Tachysurus fulvidraco (yellow catfish), 27638 nucleotides long. RefSeq names its product spectrin repeat containing, nuclear envelope 1a (gene syne1a). The transcript is spliced from 144 exons. NCBI's taxonomy places the organism in Eukaryota, Metazoa, Chordata, Actinopteri, Siluriformes, Bagridae. The coding region runs from base 51 to 26885 and encodes 8944 amino acids. The record is from RefSeq and is a predicted model, not a curated record. Gene Ontology annotation, cellular component: membrane. Gene Ontology annotation, molecular function: protein binding.